AUGGAAGAUGGAAACUUUACUUUCGAUUACUUUGAAUCACCCCCAAGUCCUCCUCCCUCUCCUUACGAUCCCUCUCCUUACGAUUACUUUGAAUAUCCCCCUGCCGAAUCUCCCUCAACCAUUAUUGGCUCCACAAAGAUUAAGAAAGUCACAAUCAUUCUUCUCGUCUCCAUUACACUUAGCCUCUUAUUACUCUUAUUACUUGUAGUUGUGUUCCUCUAUUGCCGACGCCGUAAGGUAACUAGGAACGCUCAACAUGAGUCUAAACCACCAAGGAAUGGAGAUUUAUUCUCAAUAUGGAAUUAUGACGGAAAUAUUGCAUAUGAAGACAUCAUUAAUGCAACUGAGGAUUUUGACAUCAGAUAUUGCAUUGGAACUAGGGGUUAUGGUAGUGUUUACAAAGCAAAUUUACCUAGUGGAAAAGUGGUUGCCCUAAAAAAACUUCACCGUUUAGAAGUUGAAGAUCCAGCUUUUGACAAGAGUUUCAAGAAUGAAGCCAAAGUCUUGUCUCAAAUUCGUCACCGUAACAUUGUGAAGCUUUACGGGUUUUGUCUACACAAACGAUGCAUGUUUCUAGUUUAUCAAUACAUGGAAAGAGGAAGCUUAUUUAUUGUCCUAAGCAAUGAUGUUGAAGCUAAGGAAUUAAAUUGGAAGAAGCGGGUGAACAUCAUUAAAGAAGUAGCACAUGCUUUAUCGUACUUGCAUCAUGAUUGCAUCCCAACGAUUGUCCAUCGUGAUGUGACUACCAACAACAUUUUAUUGAACUCGGAAUUGCAGGCUUUUGUUGCAGAUUUUGGCAUAGCUAGAAUCCUAAGUCCUGAUUCCUCCAAUUUAACCACGCUCGCUGGCACCUAUGGAUAUAUAGCACCAGAAUUGGCCUACACCAUGGUUGUGAACGAAAAAUGUGAUGUCUAUAGCUUUGGUGUGGUGGUGCUAGAAACAAUUAUGGGAAGGCAUCCGGGAGAGCUUAUUUCCUCAUUAGUAUCAUCAUUUGCUGGAGAUAUGAUGCUGAAAGAUGUCUUAGACCCACGCCUCUCACCUCAUAUAAACCAAAAUAUUGCUUAGAGUGUGGUUUUAGUUGUAACGCUAGCAUUGGCAUGCCUACGUUCCAAUCCUAAAUCUCGCCCCACAAUGAAACAUGUUUCACAAGAAUUUCUUGCUCGAAGGUCACCAUUGUCGAAGCCCUUUUAUGCAAUUUCAAUGCAGCAGUUGAUGAAUCAAGAAAUAUAUGUGGUAGACAAGAAUUAGGAAUGGUUUAGAGAUGUGAUGCCAAGAAGGACUUUGAUGCCCCCAUCUUUAGCAGGUGCGGUAAAUAAAGCUAUCCAUGGAGGGAAAAUAACACAAGCACGGACCAAUCAGCUAAAAGGGGCGGAUCAAUGAAUAAUGGUUUUGUAACUUUUUUUUAUUUUUAUACCCAAUACCACUG
This is a messenger RNA of Quercus lobata, 1426 nucleotides long. Its product is annotated as MDIS1-interacting receptor like kinase 2-like. The coding region runs from base 1 to 1065 and encodes 354 amino acids. The transcript has 3 exons. NCBI's taxonomy places the organism in Eukaryota, Viridiplantae, Streptophyta, Magnoliopsida, Fagales, Fagaceae. The record is from RefSeq and is a predicted model, not a curated record. Gene Ontology annotation, molecular function: protein kinase activity; ATP binding. Gene Ontology annotation, biological process: protein phosphorylation.